Messenger RNA from Helobdella robusta, 204 nucleotides. RefSeq lists its product as hypothetical. Lineage: Eukaryota; Metazoa; Annelida; Clitellata; Rhynchobdellida; Glossiphoniidae. The record is from RefSeq and is a predicted model, not a curated record. The transcript has a single exon. The annotation marks the transcript as partial.
GUACGUCAACGCAUUAUAUUUAAACCCGCCGUCCUCACGUACAAGUUACUUAAUACAUCUCAACCAUCAUAUCUUCAUCAACUUAUAUCGCGUCGUUCGUCAACUCGUCAACUUCGUUCGUCUUCAUAUACUCAGUUGCAUCAACCUGGCAGCAAUUCAUCAGCUGUCAACAAAUGUUUUACGUACAGUUCUCCUUCCAUAUGA